Molecule: messenger RNA, 3166 nt
Organism: Xylaria bambusicola
Lineage: Eukaryota; Fungi; Ascomycota; Sordariomycetes; Xylariales; Xylariaceae
Exons: 3
Coding region: 163-2784 (873 amino acids)
Biological process (GO): primary miRNA processing; mRNA processing
Cellular component (GO): nuclear body
Source: RefSeq, a predicted model, not a curated record
AGGCAUCUGACACCCGCGUACCCAAUCGAAGUGAUCUGACGACCGCCACGACCCUUCGCCUGCGCGCAAUCAAUCUGAUCAUUUAAAUACAGCCCAUCUCUCGAUGUAUUAUAUAAUUUGAACCUGUCCAUCCACCGCUCCUCCAGCAUACGAACACCCGAGAUGGAUUCAUAUUCCUAUCGCGAUGGCUCAGCAAGGUCACCCAACGAUCGCACUUGGAGUGCACGAGAAGAUAGAGCAAAAGAUGAAUCUCGCGACAGUUUUUAUCGAGGACGUUCACCCGGCUACGACCGCUCUCGCCGCCGCUCUCGUUCUCCUCAAGCUGUCGAUAGAUACGAGCCUCGGGGCCGCGGGAGAGAUGAGCAUCCGAGCGCCCGCGAUCGCGACGACCGCCGCCGUAUCAACUCGCCUCCUGCUAAUAUAGACCGUUAUGUUCCUGGCUCGAACAGCAACCCCGCUCCUCCUCUAACCUCUAACCCAUUAAUGGAUCCUGUUAAACUUCCUUUUCAGGUUGGGUUCUCAUAUUUCGGCGAGUGGUGGCGGACCAAUGAAAAGAUCAAGGAAGAAAAGGAGCGUGCACGUACCGGACGGAGACGGGAACCUGAACGUCCCCGUGGACGUGAGACUCAGGAGGAUCGCGACAAAGAGAAGGCAAAAAUUCAAGCUGCCUAUGAUGUGUACAGGGAAGAUCUCCAGGCUAAAAUGGCGCGGAGUUUCGUUUCAGAACAUAAGAAGGAACAAUGGUUUCGAGAGAAAUAUGUCCCUGAAGCUCGUGAUCCUCUGCGCGCUCAAGUCAAUGAAUUCCGGCGUGGCGCAUACAAUCAAUGGGAACAAGAUCUAGAGUCAGGCACGUUUGAUGAGUUUUCUCUCGAAGGCCUUCCAAAGAGCGAGAGUAAUGGUGCUGGAGGCAUCGUGGAGAAAGAAGAAGGUGAAGCAACCGCGGCGAAUGAAGUUCUUGGCGUUGGGGACUUGGUGCCUGUUACAGCGAACGAUUUACGUGAUGAGAGUCUCUAUCAGCCAACACUCCUGAUCAAAACCAUAGCGCCUCACGUUAGUCGCCAGAAUCUAGAGGCCUUUUGUAAAGAGCAUCUUGGCGAGGGCGAAGGUGGUUUCAAGUGGCUAUCGCUUAGUGAUCCGAACCCCAGCAAAAGAUACCACCGUAUGGGAUGGGUUAUGCUGCAUCCUGCUCCCGACACAGUUGCCCCUCUUGAUCGUCCAGACCCCAAGGAUGAGGAAGGAGACAUAGAUGCCAAGUCACCUGCGCCCGUCUCCACUGCUGAGAAGGCUCUUGAGGCAGUCAAUGGCAAGACGGUCAAGGAUGAAGUCAGGGGAGACUUUGUUUGUCAUGUCGGCGUCCACAAUCCCCCUAACAAUCCUCGUAAAAAGGCACUCUGGGAUCUUUUUUCUGCACCUGAACGAAUCGAAAAAGACCUGAGCCUUGCUAAAAGACUGGUCGACAAGUUUGAAAAUGAUUUUGGUUCCGACGUCAAUGCUAAUCUGAGGAUUGAGGAGCGAGUAGACUCUCUCAGGAAUGCUGGUCGUCUUCAAGUAGCCGCUCCUGCUACUCCAGCAAAGAAGGUGAAGAAAGAUCGUAAUCUAGAUUUUGAUGCCGAAAUGGAUGAAGGGGAAGAGGGCGAGAUGGGUGAGUCCGACGAGGAAGGCAUUGUCGACGAUGAGGUUGACGACGAAGACCUCCUUACCAAGAAGAAGCAACUGGACCUGACAAUUGAGUAUCUGCGCCGGGUCUUUAACUUUUGCUUCUUUUGCGUUUUUGAAAGCGAUUCUAUUCAUGAGCUUACUCGAAAAUGUCCGGGUGGACACCUUCGUCGCCCAAGAAGCACUCUCUCCUCCGCAGCCAAGAACGUGGCUCGGGCUAGCGCAAAUGGCGACCCUUUCCCAUCUAAGAAACGCAACGAAGCCAAGGACGAAGAAGAGGGUGAGGCACCUGAGCCCGACCGCAAAUUCCGCAACGCCUCCUCGAAAACUGAACAGCAGUUGGAGCGAGCGUACAAAUGGGUGAAAACCUUUGAAGACAAGAUCCAGCAGAUCUUGGAACCAGAAUUGGUUGACGUUCGAAAACUUGGGGGCAAGGCGACAGAGGAUGCAUUGAGUGACGAGCUGACAAAGUUCGUUAAACAAGAAGACGAGCACAAAUUUCGAUGCAAGGUUCCUGAUUGUUCCAAGCUCUUCAAAGAAGAGCAUUUCUGGAAGAAGCACGUUGAAAAGCGACAUGGAGAAUGGCUUGAGAAUAUGAGACAAGAGUUUGAUCUUAUCAAUGCAUAUGUUCUAGAUCCUGCACAUAUUGCACCAUCAAAGACUGAUGCAAACAGCAAUGGGCAUUUCCCACCGGCUAGCGGGCAGAGUCAGCAGGGCACCCCUAGAGGGUUUAAUCUACAAAAUUUUACUAUGAACAACAUGAUGGCAGCAUUCCCGGGAUUCCCCAACAUGACAGGGAUGCCUCUCUUUGCUGGCAACGCUAUGCAAGCGCCAGGUUGGAACGCAGGUGAUGAACGUGGUGGCGGGCCAAUUCGUCGCAACGGACCUGGUGGACCGGGCCGUUUUCACAACCGAACUGGACCAUACGACAGACGCCAACAGCAGGGACGUUGGGGUCAAGAUGGUGCUGGUGCUGGCCGCGGUAGAGGGGGUCCUGGUCGAUGGGGUGACGGUGCCUCUGGCGGCGCCGCCGUUGGGCCCCGUGAAGCUGUUCAGGGACGCAGCCUCAAGAGUUAUGAGGACUUAGACCAAGCCCCGGGGGCAGGUGGUGGAGAGCUAAACUACUAGUUUCGAGUUUGGCUGUUGCUUUUCUUCGUUUCAUUUUGGUUGGAUCUUCGUCGCUGUUCGAGCAACGAGCAUGACAGGAUCGAGGCCAUCGCUAGCAUUUUAUGGACGGCAUAUCAGAUCUAGCAAAUCUCGCCGGGAGACUUGUGUCUGUAGAACGGGCGUUAGUAGUCCGCAUUCGACUGCCUAUCGCUUAACUGUACAAAUUUAGCUUGAAGAUCAUUGAUGGGGGCACAAUCAACUGGAAGUAUAUAUCAUAAUUACGAGCUCCUAUAUUUCUCUAUUUAUCACGCUCUUCCUAAUCAAGAAGCCUAGUAGUGAAUCAAGAUAUCUCUUCACCCUCCUUUUAGUCGCAAUCAAUUGCCAAGCAUCUAGACAGCAUCAG